AUGUCCAAAGCAACUCCUGCCAAAAAAUCAGCGGCUGCAGCCCCACCUCUGGGAUGUACCCUGGAUAUCAACGACCCCCAGGUCCAGAGCAUGGAUCGCAUCCAGGCUUCUUACCAGGGCCACAGGUCCCGAAAGGAGCUGCGCGAGAAGGGACCGCCGCGAGUGCUGCAGCCGCUGAAAGACGUGGUGCUGAUCGAGGGCAGUGCGGCCAACUGGAGCAAGGACGGCAAGGAGCUGUGCGACGGUCCCAAGUACCGCUACGUCUUCGAGGACCCUGACGUAGUGGCACUGGUGGGGCGCGACGGUGAGCUGGCAGACCUGGGCCAAUACAGCAUCAACGUAACCAGCCUUGGCCAGUGCUCCGACUCUGCGCACAUCCUCGUGGAAGUCCCGGCGAAGGUUCGAAAGGGACCUGCCAACACUAAAGUGCGCAAAGGUGCCACGGUGACGCUGACUGCGGAGAUCGCGGGCGAGCCAGCGCCCGACGUGGCUGGGCCAAGGACAGGGGCUCGUCCGGGGCGCGCGUAAACUGACCCGCGGCUCGGACCUCUCUCUGCCCCCCUCGCCCGGGUGUUGUUCCGUGUCGGCAGUACCACCACGACGGUGACCGUUCGCCGGGCCACGCCCGAGGACAGCGGCUUCGCUCGCGUGGACGUGGCCUGA
This is a messenger RNA of Cynocephalus volans (Philippine flying lemur), 663 nucleotides long. RefSeq names its product SPEG neighbor (gene SPEGNB). Gene Ontology annotation, biological process: synapse organization; homophilic cell-cell adhesion. Gene Ontology annotation, cellular component: plasma membrane; neuronal cell body; axon. NCBI's taxonomy places the organism in Eukaryota, Metazoa, Chordata, Mammalia, Dermoptera, Cynocephalidae. Gene Ontology annotation, molecular function: protein binding; axon guidance receptor activity. The record is from RefSeq and is a predicted model, not a curated record.